Molecule: messenger RNA, 2870 nt
Organism: Vavraia culicis subsp. floridensis
Lineage: Eukaryota; Fungi; Microsporidia; Pleistophoridae
Exons: 1
Coding region: 11-2803 (930 amino acids)
Biological process (GO): proteasome-mediated ubiquitin-dependent protein catabolic process
Cellular component (GO): nucleus; proteasome storage granule; proteasome regulatory particle, base subcomplex
Source: RefSeq, a predicted model, not a curated record
GGAAAAAGACAUGGACGUGCUCAGCAUCUUACCCAACAUCGAAUACAACCUCAAAAAAUCGAUCGAUCUUGCGGCAACGCUCAACACCAUAGCGGGCAACAUAGAAAUACUUGCUCCACACAUCGACAUAAGGUUGCUGCACGACAUACACGAGAAAAUAGCAGCAAACGGCGAUACAACGAGCAUAAGCAUACUUCUUUCCAAGAUUUACUUCAUAAGGGACGAUUACCGGAACAGCAUUGCAUAUUUCAACGGGAAGCACAAGGAAAACUCAUUCUACUACCAUUUCAUACACAUCAAGCUGGUUGAUACUUACCUGAACAACAGAGACACGCUGAGUGCAGAGCUGAUCGCUUACGUGGAGGAUAUUUUGGAGGAGGAGAAAAACAUGGGAAUAAUCAUGGAAACUAAAAGAUACGACAUGAUAAAACAUGUCAAGGACGGCAACACGCUCGAAUUUCUCAAGGGAAUGAUGGAAAUUGAGGAGUUUCAUCGUCUUGUGCUGCACCUGGACCUGAGGGGUGAGUACAGGUACUUUAUUGACGCUCUUAUUUACACUGAGCUGUUGAAGUGCACGGAGAAAGGCGAUACCGCCGAAAAGGAUGAGGAACAGGCCAAGGAUUUGGUCAAACACAAAGAGAACACUCCGAUUGAGAAUGAGGCUGAGAGACACGGCGUGCGCUUUAUUUCAUACAACGACGUGGAGAGCGCUAAGUUUUCAUGUCGUGGCGCAGUGCACGCUGUGGAGAAGUACAUCGCAUCGCUAUCCGUCAAGGAGCAGUUCGGAGCAUCGUACUAUGUGAGUGAGGCCUUUCCGCAAGUCGCAGCACACGUGAGAAACGCGCUUACCGCUGAAAUAUUGAAUGGCAACUUCAAGCGAAUGCUCGUAAAGGAUUUCUUGCAGAAGAACAACAAGACGAACUUUUCGAUAUUCUCAAGCAUCGCGAAGGGAAUCAAAAAAAACAUCAAGUCGUUGAAUUUGCCGCUCAUCUUCACAAACACUUUUCUUAAUCUGUGCACGGGCAACGACACGUUCUACCGGCGAAACGAAAACUUCUUCAGGGGGUUGAAAGGAUGGAACAAGUACAUCGGUAUUGAGUGCUUUGGGCUCAUACACAUAUUCAGCAAUGACGAUACGGACAAUUCGUCGGAGGUAGAGGCACAUCCUGAAGAGGCAGCUUACAAAAACACUGAGGAAGAGGAAAGUAAAUCGAGUGGGAGCAGAGAAAGACUAAAGUUGAUUGAGAUACUGCAGGAUUUGCUGCCAAGUACAAUAAAGAGCGGUGAAAUUACGUUUGACAACGUGAACAGCACUGAAUCUGCUGCAUUGCACGCGCUCGGCCUGGCAGGAAAAGAAACCGACUUUAUUUUCAAUUUCUUGGACACGGAAAAUUUCUUCGGGAGCACGCUGGGCAUGGGGAACGCGUACUUUGCGACACACAACGCGAUGCUUACCGUCAAAUUCCUCGAGAAUUUGAAACGAGAGGAACUGCAUUUUGAGUGCUUUGCGUAUGCGAUCGGACAGAUUAAUGCGAAGAGUAUGGACAUGAAGCUGCUCACCGAGCUUGAAAAUAUCAUUCGGUUCUCGGAGCACAACCGUAUCGCGUACUCUUCGGCUGUGGCGAUGGCCCUGAUUGCGCUCAACGACAGGAGCUACCCGAUGUACAAUGCUGAGGAAUUGCGGAGCUACAACUUUCACAGCGCAGAGAAUGCGACCACGAGAGACAUCAAGGAGCACAUUGAUGGCAUCCGUGCCAAUUCCAAACACAUGCUGAGCAAGGAGUACAGGAAUAACGAUGCGCUGGAGAACCUGGUUGGGUACAUUUUGUGUUUGACCAAGAACCAAAAUGCGUAUCUCAGGCUGGCAGGCACGCUGUGCCUGGGCACGUUUUUUGUGAAAACCGGCAACGUUGCUGUGAUAGACAGCCUGCUCAACAUGGUGAAGGACAACAGCGAAGAUGUGCGGCGAGCAGCCAUUCUCAGCCUGGGAAUGGUGGUCAGGGAUGAGAAUCUCGUAUCUAUCCUAAAUUUCAAAGUGCUCAGUCAUUGUCCAUUCGUGCGCUCAGCGGUGGCACUUACCAUUGGCCUGUUUCUGUGUGCAUCUGGUAACAGCGAAGCAGUCGAUCUGUUGGAGACUCUGCUCUACGAUUCCAACCCAUUGGUUGUACAAAAUGCGUGCAUAGGCCUGGGCCUUCUUCUGAUGCAGUGCAAUUCAUGUGUCUCGAAUUUCAAGCGGAUUGUGAACAAGGUUGAUCUGAUAAUUUUGCGCUCCGGCGACAAUUCUGCAAAGUUUGGGGCGCUGAUCUUCAGGGGGCUGAUCAACCUCGGUGGCACUAACCUUAUAUUGAGCUAUAAAAACAGCGAAAACAGGAUAAACUACUACAAUAUAUGCAAUUACAUCCUGUUCUACGGCUUUAACUACUUUUACAUGCUUAUAAUAUACCUUGGGCUGUGUUACCAGCCCACGGCAUUCUUCAAGGUGAACGUUAAUGGUGCAAACAAAGACGUGAAGGAGUACAAGAACAUAAAGUAUAAGCUAGUUGGGAAGAUACUGGUGGAGGCGAGCAAGAAGCUUGGUGCGGUUGAGGACGUUUCGCUGCCCAAACGGAAGGUUAAAAAGUUUAGAAGGCGUGGCAAUGAGCAGGUUGAGCCGUGCACAUGUGGUGACAAGGAGGAGGACAAGGAGAGUGGAAAGAAAAAAGAGACAUAUUAUGUAAAGAGCGGUGGGAGACUGACGCUAAGAGAGAUGAUGAAAACGAGGAAGAAGGACUUUUCGAUCGAGUUUACGGAUGAUGAGGAGUAAUAAAUGUGGUUAGUGUCUCAGACAAGAGUUGUGUGGUUAUUCAUACUUGACCGUACUUUAUUUCCAU